CGAGUUCAGCUGCUGCCAGUCAUACUCCUCGAAGUUAGUCGGUGAGGACGUACGAAGCGUCGCGUUUCCACAGGCUGCUUGGACGGUGCUGCCACAUCUGAGGAGUUCUGUGUGUGGAGUGGCAACUGUUAAGGUGGUGGCUCCAGGAGUGAGGUGAGCAGACCAAGGCAUGGAUGGAGGAAAGCAGCAUGAGAAACCUGAACAUCCCCGUGCCUCAGCCAAUGUCUUCUCGGCUCUCACAUUUUGGUGGAUUCUCAGCAUCUUCUGGAAGGGCUACAAACGUGACUUAGAGACUACAGACAUCUCUGCACCUCUACAGGAACACAAAUCAGACUAUCUUGGAGAUAAAUUUGAAAAAUUUUGGAAUGAGGAAGUAAAACUUGCUGCACAACGGAAGAGGAAGGCCAGUCUAUUACGUGUUAUUGCACGAUGCUUUGGUCCCAAGAUCAUGGUGUAUGGAUUCUUUCUUUUUACAAUGGAGGUUUUGUUAAGGCUCUCUCAGCCCUUGUUACUCGGUCGGCUGGUUCGGCACUUCAGUGCAGCAGAGUCAGAUGCUUCCAUCACAAUAGAAGAAGCAUACAUUUAUGCAGCUGGCGUCGUGUUAUGUUCGGCUCUCAAUGUUAUUGUAAUCCAUCCGUACAUGAUGGCGAUUUUCCACAUGGGCAUGAAGAUCCGUGUUGCAUGCUGCUCACUCAUUUAUCGCAAGGCACUGCGGCUGAGCAUGACAGCUUUAGGAGAGACUACCGCUGGUCAAGUGGUGAACCUGAUGUCAAAUGAUGUGAAUCGGUUUGAUGUGGCAGUUGUAUUCCUUCAUUACUUGUGGAUUGGCCCCAUUGAAACUUUUGUUGUGACUUACUUCAUGUGGAAUGAGGUUGGACCUUCUGCUGCUAUAGGUGUUGCCUCUUUGCUCCUCUUCAUUCCUCUCCAAGGUUUCCUUGGAAAGAAAACAUCUGAGUAUCGCCUGAAAACUGCAAUUCGAACAGAUGAACGUGUGCGGCUGAUGAACGAGAUCAUCUCAGGAAUACAAGUCAUCAAGAUGUACACAUGGGAGAUACCAUUUGCCAAACUUGUCAACAGUACUCGCAAGAAUGAGGUUCGUGCAAUAAGAGCAACAUCUUAUAUUAGGGGCAUAGCUCUGUCAUUCAUUAUAUUCACUACUCGAAUUUCAAUAUUCAUCACCAUCCUGUCUUAUGUGUUGUUUGGAUAUCAGAUCAGAGCUGACAAGGUUUUUGUUUUGGUCUCAUAUUACCAGAUUCUCAGACAAACUAUGACAGUGUUUUUCCCACAAGGAAUCGCUCAAAUAGCUGAAGCACAAGUGUCCAUCAACAGGCUACAGAAGUUCAUGCUGUAUGAAGAGAGAGACUCAGAGGUAGUGGAACAUGAACCAGCAGCUAAUAAUGGGCUUCAACAUGAUGGAGUCAAUGAUGUUGGAAAGGAGGAAAGAAUAACAUUAGGCAUUAGAAUAACUAAUGCAACUGCUCAGUGGACGCCAGUGUCGCAUGAGAAGACACUGAACAAAGUAACGGUGGAUAUCAAGCCUGGAAUGCUGGUAGCUGUCAUUGGGCCCGUUGGUGCUGGGAAGACUUCCUUGCUGCAGGCAAUUCUGAGAGAACUACCUCUGAUUGAAGGAACAAUUGAAGUUGGUGGCACCCUAUCCUACGCAUCACAGGAACCGUGGAUGUUUGCUGGAUCUUUGCGUCAGAACAUUCUGUUUGGCCAGCCUUUUGUACGAGAACGCUAUACUCACGUAGUACAUGUCUGUGCAUUGAAGCGUGAUUUCAUGCUACUGCCUUACGCUGACAAGACAAUAGUGGGAGAGCGAGGUGUUUCCCUCAGUGGGGGACAGAGGGCUCGUGCCAAUCUUGCCAGGGCUAUAUACAAGGAUGCUGAUGUGUAUCUGCUUGAUGACCCUCUGUCUGCAGUGGACCCUCAUGUAGGCAAGCAUCUGUUUGAGGACUGCAUUGCUGGUUUUCUCAAAGGCAAGACGGUGAUCCUAGCUACGCAUCAGCUCCACCAUCUGAAGCAAGCUGACCUCAUUCUUGUACUUGAUAAUGGCUCAGUAGCUGCUCAGGGGACAUAUAGUGAGCUGAAGGCCACAGGCCUCGACUUUGUAAAACUUCUGAACGAUGAUUUGGAAGAAGAAACUCUUGAAGAGCAAAAGAUAUUUCGGCAAACAUCUAUUUCAAGUGUGAACUCUGUGGAAGUGACAGAACCAAAGGAGGUGGCGGAGAUGCGAACGGUUGGAUCUGUAACCUCCAAGGUGUAUGGCACAUAUCUACGUUCAGGUGGCAAUUGGUGCAUCAUCUUAACUACUGUGUUACUGUUUAUCUUGACACAGGCCCUGGCUAGUGGCUGUGAUUACUGGAUCACCUACUGGACAAACAUUGAGGAAAUGCAGUUUGGGCUGCGAGACUGGGAUAAUGUUAAUGGUUCACUUGCAAAUGGCUACAGUGUAAAUGAGUCCUUAACAAAUGACACUUCAGUGGAGAACACCUUGCCAGAUACACUGAGUAGAGAGAUGUGCAUUUAUAUUUAUACUGCCGUGACUGUGGGCACCAUUUUGGUAACACUGAUGCGAUCCAUCACAUUCUUCAGUGUUUGUAUGCGUGCAUCCAUACAUCUCCAUGAUUCAAUGUUUCGUAGCAUUACUCGUGCCACCAUGUACUUCUUCAACACAAAUCCCUCUGGUCGAAUACUGAACAGAUUUUCAAAGGACAUGGGUGCUAUAGAUGAGCUGUUGCCAUCUGCAAUGAUAGACUGCUUGCAGAUUGGGUUGGCAAUUCUUGGUAUCAUCGUCGUGGUGGCCAUUGUGAAUGUCUGGCUGCUUAUUCCCACAUUCUUUGUGGGUGUUACUUUCUACCUGCUCCGCAUUGUCUAUUUAUCCACAUCCCGCAGUGUUAAACGGCUUGAGGGACUCACCCGAAGUCCCGUGUUUCAGCAUCUCAAUGCCUCUCUUCAGGGUCUGACAACCAUUAGAGCAUUUAAAGCACAAGCUGUACUCGAGAAGGAGUUUGAUAAUCAUCAGGACUUGCAUUCUGGGGCAUGGUACCUAUUCAUUGCAUCCAGUCGAGCAUUUGGUUUCUGGUUGGACAUGGUGUGUCUGAUAUAUAUAACACUUGUCACCAUUAGCUUCUUUGUGAUUGGAGGAGAAAACACUGGAGGCAAUGUAGGUCUGGCUAUAACGCAGGCCAUUGGUCUCACUGGGAUGCUGCAGUGGGGCAUGCGUCAGUCGACAGAAUUAGAGAAUCAGAUGACAUCAGUGGAGAGGGUUAUGGAGUUUACUCAUGUUGAGCAGGAACCUCCUCUGACUUCACCUCAAGACAAGAAGCCACCAAAAUCAUGGCCAUCAGAAGGAGUAAUCAAGUUUGACAGAUUAUAUCUAAGGUACUCACCAGCAGAAGAACCUGUCCUGAAGAACCUCAACUUCACAAUACAGGCAAAACAAAAGGUAGGCAUUGUGGGCCGAACAGGUGCAGGGAAGUCAUCACUAAUUGCAGCUCUGUUCCGAUUAGCACCUCUUGAAGGAUCUAUCUACAUUGAUGGCAUUGAUACGCUCACUGUUGGUCUUCAUGAACUACGAAAUAAGCUGUCCAUCAUACCACAGGAGCCUGUUCUUUUCUCAGGAACAUUGCGCAAGAACCUGGAUCCAUUUGAUGAAUACUCAGAUUCUAUCCUGUGGAGGGCUUUGGAAGAGGUGGAAUUGAAAGAUGUUGUAAAUGAUCUGUCUGCCGGGCUGAACUCAAAAGUUAUGGAAGGAGGUAGCAAUUUCAGCGUAGGGCAGCGCCAGUUGGUAUGCCUUGCUCGGGCCAUCAUACGUAAUAACACCAUCUUGGUACUUGAUGAAGCAACUGCCAAUGUUGAUCCUCAGACUGAUACUCUGAUACAACAGACCAUACGAAAGAAAUUUGUCAACUGCACAGUGUUGACAAUAGCUCAUCGACUUAACACUGUGAUGGACAGUGAUAGAGUCCUUGUCAUGGAUGCUGGGACCAUGGUGGAAUUUGAUCACCCACAUGUGUUACUUCUGAACAAGAAUGGCUUUCUGUUCAACAUGGUUCAGCAGACAGGAAAAGGAAUGAUAGAGACUCUCACUAAAAAGGCAAAGAUGAGCUAUGAUGAUACUGAAUCCAAGCAGUCUUGAAGGUACACUUACAGAAGGAAUGUCAAUGCUGAGAAGAAAUGCAGAAUUUAAAAAUUAUAGCAUCCUGUACUUUACAUUCCAUUUUAUUGCCCACUCUUCUUUUCUCGUGCAUACUGCUACCACAGUUGAUAUUUCUCCAAGCCAACUUUUAAGUUAGUAUAUUUUAUUUAUAUUUCCUAGUCAGUUACUUGUUAGUUACUACAGUUUUUUAUCUGAAUCAUUUCUUGAUAGAAUAACUUUGAAGGUUCUCUUAUUGUGAAGGAACAAAAAGUAUUACAGCAAAGUGGAAUAAAAAAUUAAGGAAGAUGAAAGGAAGUGAGGCUGUGCAGCUUCCUGCUUUAUGAAGCAGGUUUCAUGAGAUAUCUUAUGAACAAGGUUCAUUAUGUCAAUAUUCAUGUGAUCUCAGGGCGAACAGUAUUUUGUUAUCAACUUAGAAGCAAGGCUGCCACUUUAGUUAAUAUUUAGUUACAACUGCAAUUUUUUAUUGUAUACAGUUCAUACUAUGUAACAACAUACUGUGGAACUGUGAUGAACUCUUGAUAAUAUUUGUUGCACAACAAAGAAUGUAAUUUUGUAAGUGUUUAAAUACUUUUUAUAACAGAGUUAACAAGUCUGUAUUAUUAUAUUUAUACAUAGUCUGAAUAAAGGACAGCCCUUCCCUUAGUUACAUUCCAA
Cryptotermes secundus is the source of this 4816-nucleotide messenger RNA. RefSeq names its product probable multidrug resistance-associated protein lethal(2)03659. Gene Ontology annotation, biological process: transmembrane transport. Gene Ontology annotation, cellular component: membrane. The record is from RefSeq and is a predicted model, not a curated record. NCBI's taxonomy places the organism in Eukaryota, Metazoa, Arthropoda, Insecta, Blattodea, Kalotermitidae. The transcript is spliced from 26 exons. Gene Ontology annotation, molecular function: ATP hydrolysis activity; ABC-type transporter activity; ATP binding. Bases 170 to 4141 code for a protein of 1323 amino acids.